Strongylus vulgaris is the source of this 471-nucleotide messenger RNA. Lineage: Eukaryota; Metazoa; Nematoda; Chromadorea; Rhabditida; Strongylidae. The record is from the annotation of a GenBank genome assembly.
AUGAUUGUACCGUUGGACAAAGUAUUUACUUUAUUUCUCAUCACUUCAGGGUUCAUCAUUGACGAGAUCAAACCUCGGAUAAUCACACACACAUAUCUCAGAUUGUUCUUCAAAAAGACAAUGGGCAGCACUGCGGAUUUGUUGCGUGCUCGAUUCAGUUCUGAAGAGGUAAAGACUGUUACAAAAGGACCACCAAUCAAGGCUUAUCUUCUCCCAAGCACCGAUGCCCAUCAGAGCGAAUACCUGGCUGAACACGACUUUCGAGUAAAAUUCCUUACCGGUUUCACUGGUUCGAAUGCUUAUGUAGCUGUCACAAAUGAGAAGGCGGUGUUGUGGACUGAUGGACGCUAUUUUAUUCAGCCUUCGCGAACAGCAAUCAGUGAAAUACUGGAAGUUGAGAAAGUGAUUGAAAAUAUCUCAAAACUAGCUAACAUUAAAAUGCGUUACUCAAAGAAACUGCUUCUUAUGUAA